Molecule: messenger RNA, 2284 nt
Organism: Cyclopterus lumpus (lumpfish)
Lineage: Eukaryota; Metazoa; Chordata; Actinopteri; Perciformes; Cyclopteridae
Gene: ccdc51
Product: coiled-coil domain containing 51
Exons: 7
Coding region: 312-1685 (457 amino acids)
Source: RefSeq, a predicted model, not a curated record
CCCUGCGCAUGUGCCUGAACGAAAAGUUAGCUGUAGCGUGCUAUGUUGUCAUUUGACCCGGGUUAGCCUUAAAGAAAACCGCGUCCAUGUGCCACGCGUGGCCUGACAUGUCAUGUAUCUAACUUGUGAUGUCAGUUGAACUGUCGCAGGCUUUUUAUUUAUCACUAACAAAUGUGUUUACCGGUAAAUGUGAGCGACGCGACGCUAACAGCUCGUGAGUGAUGAAGCAGGGACGAAUAGUCGGAUAACCUUGAAGGAACAUUGAUAUACGGUGUUGAAUCUGCGGCUGCAGCCAAGUGGGAGCGUUCCCAAUGAGGUGCAGAGGAGCUCAGGUGUGCGUCUGGGCCCGAGGCUCGUGCCGUCCGACCCGCCUCUCCCUGCUCGGAUCUCAGCCCGGCGGGAUCUCUCUGGUCCGAACCUACAGCGCUCAACACCCGGCCGGCCCCCCGCCGCCCACUGACCCCGCCCCUCCCGAUGGGAAGGGCGGCGCCGAGGUGGUGAAGGAGCGCGCCCUGGCUGCACUGCAGUAUGCAGGCGAGCUCGGGCGGCGGUGGGGUCAGAGGUCAGCCCAGGCGGCCACCGCCUCGGCCAACCACUGGUGGGGGAGGUACGAGGAGUUUGUCGGGCUCAACGAGGUCCGCGGGGCCCAGACCCAGGUCACUGAGGCCGAGGCGGCGUUCAUGGUGGCCAGAGGGAUGGUGCGCGAGGCUCACGGCAGCCUGGAGGCCCUGCAGGUCCGGCUGAAGGAGGUCAGAGACCGGCUGGACCGGGUCUCCAGGGAGGAGGCUCACUACCUGGAGCUGGCCACGCUGGAGCACAAACUGCUGCAGGAGGAGCGUCGCCUCCGUACGGCGUACGAGAACGCCGAGGGCUCCGAGAGGGAGAAGUUCGCCCUGUUUUCGGCGGGCGUCCGCGAGAGCCACGAGAAGGAGAGGACGAGGGCGGAGCGCACCAAGAACUGGUCCGUCAUCGGCUCGGUGCUCGGAGCCCUGAUCGGGGUCAUGGGGUCCACGUACAUCAACCGGGUCCGCCUGCAGGAGCUGAAGAGUCUCCUGCUGGAGGCCCAGAAGGGUCCGGAGAGCCUGCAGGAAGCCCUGAAGGUCCAGGCCGGAAACCACCGCUCCCAGCAGGACGACCUCCGGACGCUCAUCGACAGCCUCCGGGUCGCGCUGAGCGACGCCUUCGCGCAGAGGGGCGCCGUCCUUCGGGACGCGAGGGCUCCCGCGCCGUCGGACCCGCCCACGUGGCCUCUGUCGGCCCUCAAAGACCUCCAGACCGGCAGCCAAAAGACGGAGUCCAUUCUGGAGGGUCUCCGGCCACAACUGGGACAGCUGGAGCAAGGACUCGCUGGAGUGGAGGGAGAGGUGUCGGCGGUGAGGAGGCUGCUGGAGACCAGGACGCAGGCCGAAAAGCAGGCUGCGGAGCUGCAGCUGGCAGCACCAGUGAGACCAGAGGGUCCAGAGGGUCCAGAGGGUCCAGAGAGUCCAAUGAGACCAGUGAGACCAGUGAGUCCAGAGCCAGAGGACCGGUGGGAGUCGGAGGCGGCGGUGAGGCGUCUGGAGGACACCCAGAGGACGCUGGGGGAACGAAUCAGGACAAACACUCUUUACAACGCCGCGUUCACCUACACCGCCACCGCCAUCACCAUCACCGCCGUCUACCUGCUGACCAAAGGAACUGGUUAGACUGGGAUGCCGGAGCCUCAGAACACAACGUUUACCUGUAACUUGAGUUACGGCUGCUUUUCUGAUUUAAUUCUGUGAUCUCCACAUAAACAGGAACUGAAAGUCUUUGUAUCAUUUGUUGUGCGUAUUUUAUCCUAAACUGUGAAACAUGAUAAUCAGGAUUUCUCCAAAAUUGACGCAUCAUUUUAAUGAAUUAAAUUCACAAUAGAAAACCAGAGAAAACCGGCAAAUCAUCAGAGUUGAGGCGCUGGAGCCAGACGACGUGUUUCAGCUUCAUUUCAGAGCGAGUAAUUUGUUUCCUUGUUUCCUUGUAUCCUUGUUUCCUUGUUUCCUUGUUUCCUUGUUUCCUUAAUUAGUGAUUAGUGAUAAAUCCGGAGAUCUCGUCACCUAAAGGGCCGAGCAUUCAGAAGACGGAUAUUGUUUCACACUCUACAUAUUUUACUGUUUAUUGUUGAACAAGAGAGCAAAGUAACAAUUAUUUUCAUCAUCAUCGAUUAAUUAAUUAAUUCAUAUUUUGUUGCCUUUUUUCAAGUGUUUGUUUUGUCAGAACAACGAUCUUCACAUUUUAGAGGCUGUAAUUAAAUGAACUAAAUCAUGAA